Molecule: messenger RNA, 645 nt
Organism: Botrytis porri
Lineage: Eukaryota; Fungi; Ascomycota; Leotiomycetes; Helotiales; Sclerotiniaceae
Exons: 3
Coding region: 1-459 (152 amino acids)
Source: RefSeq, a predicted model, not a curated record
AUGUAUUCACCCCCACGCAAACCCACACUCAAAGUUCUCAGAAACUUCGAUCAAGGUAAAGAAGCAGGCAAACAAGCGUAUCGCGAGAGCAGAGUAGAGACACUGUUGAAAUUCCUGUACUCGGAAGAGUACCGCAAAGGUUAUGAAGCAGGUGUAAAAGCAGAAAAGAAUCUCGGAAUUCCCAGCACCGAAGAAUGGGAAGCUGAUAGGAUUGCCAAAGCGGCUAAGAAAGCCAAGGAGCUCGAGCUAUUCAAGGCAAUCAGAGAGAGAAAAUCGAAAGAAGCUAGAAGAAUUAAGGAAGCGAUUGAGACUGCUCAUCGUGAUGCUGUUAUGUUUAUAGAGAAAGCAUCGGAAGAGGAGUUGAAUAAAACUUUUGGGAUGGACAUGACCUUCGCAGACAAGGGAAAAAUCUUGGAAGGUCAUGGGCAGAUUCAGGGAGGGCUUGAGCGUAGGGAAUAAAGAUAUGCGAAGGAAUUGCUACUGAUAAACGGUUGGAUUUUCGGGCUGGGAAGACAAAAGUUUGCUAAUUCAAUGAUUCUUCGGGUUACAUCGACUCAAGGCACGGAGCCACGAAUGGAAAUGAACAGAAUGACAAAUGGUCAAUCAAUGUAAGAUAAUAGGGUUUGCUUCAGCCUAAACAAAAUA